GAAGAAAUAGCGUUUGUUCACCAUGAUCGUCGCUGUUCCAAAAGACUUGGAUUUCUUACAUAUAAUUUACUGUCUUCGUCCACUCAUUCAAAUGACGAUUGUUUUUCUAGUCUUCAUCUAUAUCUCCUGGUAUUUAAUAUUAUUUCAGAAUUUACAAUUGAAAUGAUAAUGGGCCAAGUAAUAUCUUCAACCAUCCAACCAGCACUGAAUACGCGAAGAGCAAGAAACGUUCGUCAACGUCAAUCCGUAAAUGUCAUUGAUCACUGUCUGGAACUGCUUCGAUAUGAACAUAUCAUUCGAAUUGGGGAUAUG
Molecule: messenger RNA, 312 nt
Organism: Dentiscutata heterogama
Lineage: Eukaryota; Fungi; Glomeromycota; Glomeromycetes; Diversisporales; Gigasporaceae
Source: the annotation of a GenBank genome assembly